UCGUAUAAAUCUUUCGCCUUUUACUAAAGAUUUCCGUGGAGAGGAACAGGCACGAGUGUCGAGAAAUUUUUUGAGGCUCCACUUCGGUGGAGCUAUCCCUCUUAUGGUCAAAAACAGAAACAAUAAUAAGUACUUUAGGAAACAAUCAGCCAUGUGCACAUAUAGUGACAAUAGUGACUCUAAUGUAAUCGGUGAGGUCAUGUAGACCGUGGUGUAAGUGGUAAGUGGGUCCUUCACGAUCAUUCGUGUCCAGAUUUCACGGGCGGGUUAUAGGAAUUAGCUGGGUGGGUGCGGCCAGGGCGCUGUGGAUAUUGACGUGUGUCGAAGUAGAGACAAGUGACAAACGCCACGCUGUGCCUCAGGGCUGUGUCUUGAGACGGGCUGGAGCUUUUAAAAUCUUUAUCAGUGACACAGACAGUGGGAGGGAGUGCACCCGCAGCCAGUUUGCAAGGUGAGUGGUGUGUGUGACACACCUGAAGGACAGGGUACCAUGUAGGGGGACAUGAACAAACUUGGGCCCACAAGAACCUCAUGAAAUUCAACAAAUCCAAGUGCCCUAUGAUGCCUUUGGGUGUGGACAGUCCCAGACACGAGAAGAACUGGAGAACACAGACUGGAAAACUCACUUAGAGCAGCCCUGCUGAGAAGGCAGUGGGGGUUCUUAUGGGUGAAAAGCUGGACAUGAACCAAAAGUGAGCAGUUGCAGCCCAGAAAGCCAAAUGCAUCCUGGGCAGCAGGUCAGAUGAGGCAGUUCUGCCCUUUUUCUGCUGAAUCCAGCUCUCUGGUCCUUAAUAUGGGAAAAAUGUGGAUAUGUUGGAGCAAGUCCAGAGGAGGCUAUGAAGAUGAUCAGAGGGCUGGAGCCUCUCUCCUGUGAAGACAGGCUAAGACAGCUGGGGUUGUUGAGAAAAGGAAAAGAACAGGCUUCGGAGAGAUCUUAUUGAGGCCUUCCAAUACUUCCAGGCAGCCUAUGAAAAAAACAGAGAGUGACUUCUUACAAAAGCAUAUAGUGACAGGGCAAGAGAGAACGUUUUAAAAUUAAAAGAGGAGAGCUUUAGAAAGGAAUUCUUUACUGUGAAGGUAGCGAGGCACUAGAACAGGUUGCCCAGGGAAGUUGUGGCUGGCCUAACCCUGCAAGUGAUUCAGACCAGGUUGGAUAGGGCUUUGAGCAAUCUGGUCUAGUAGGAGGUGUGUCUAUUCAGGGCACAGGGAUGAGAACGAGAUGAUCUUUAAGGUCCCUUCCAGCCCAGACCACUCUGUGAUGCUAUUUUAUUUUCCUUACAACUUUUAAUUUAACACUGUUUUGCUUUAAUUGUUGAACUCCUUAAUCUCAAGCCACGAGUUUCUCGCUUGUCCCCAUCCCGCGGGGGCGGUUAAAGCACGGCGCGCACCGCGAGCCCUGCUCAGGCUGAGUCCGCCCCGCCCCGCCGCCUGAUUUGCAUACCCACAGUGCCCCGCGGCGCCGCCGGUGUCCGGCGCUGCCGGUGUCCGUUCCCGCUCUGUCCAGCGCCGCGGCUGCUGCCCCGCCCGGGCUGCGGGGCUGUCCGCGGUGUGCGCUCCCGGGGCUGGCCGGGAACACGGGGCUGGGAGCGGCGGGGCGAGUGUCGCCCUGACUUGUGCGGGGGGCAGCAGACAGCGGGUACGUUGGGUAGGAGCAGUAAAGGUAUACUCUGGUUUCUCUUCAGAUCGCAUAAAUCUUUCGCCUUUUACUAAAGAUUUCCGUGGAGAGGAACAAGUACGAGUGUCGAGAAAUUUUUUGAGGCUCUACUUCGGUAGAGCUAUCCCUAAAGUGGUUGAAAAACAGACAAAACUUAAUUAUCUUACUAGAAACCAAGUCAGGUCUAAGUAUACCUAACAUCGUCCGAGAAUGACGACGGUAAUUCCCUCGGUCUAACGCCUGCGGGCUGUACAGUCACACCUCCGCAUGCUAUCGGCCCCAAAAGUGUCCCACCUGACCGCGGCUGGAGCAUCCCGCGGCCCUACCCAGGAGCAGGCCCUCCGCCCGCCCCAAGCCGCACCCACACAGCAGGGCCGAUUGCCCCGGCCUCUCCUCCCCGGGAGCCGCAGCCCUGCCCGCCCCUAGGACCGUACCUCCCGACAGACUGCGCAGGUCCCGCCGCCUGGCCUGCCGGGAGAUGUAGUCCCGCGGGGCUCCCGGCAGCCCCCGCGGCACGCCGGCGCGCGGGGUUUAAACCGGCGGCGGUUGCCGGGGGGGUGUUUCGCUGCUGGGGCGGGACGCGGUUCCUGUCCCUGUGUCCGCGCCAUGGACUCCCGCCUCUACCGCAACGUCCAUCCCGGUGCCGUUAUUAACAUCCAGAGGAGCAAUGGCCUCAUCCAUAAGGCAACGGUGAAGGUAGUGAACUUGGAGCACUCCUGCGUGACCGUGGAGUGGUCUGAGGGUGGUACCACCAAAGGCAAGGAGGUUGAUAUUAAUGAUGUGGUUGCAAUAAAUCCUGAAUUAUUAGAACUACCUCCUGCUGAUGUGAAAGAGAAUGUUCCUUUGCAAGACAAUGUAACUUUACAGAAACAGAAGCGUAGAACAACCCUUUCAAAAAUUCCUGCUCCACGGGAAGCAGUCACAUCUAAUGUCUCUGCACAUGAGCAGAAGAUUCAAGCUGUGCGUGGCCGUUCCAGGAUCUCUGCUAUCGCAGAAUCCCAGUGCAGCCUCCAGGAAGAUGAGAUGACAGUGGAUCCCUGCGCUUCUUUGCAAACCGCAAAAUAUUCCUCACUUCCUGCUGGCCAAACCAGGGCUAGCAGGCUGGGUUGUGUUCCAGAAGCCUCACUGUCAAGUGUAAAUGGAAAUACAGAAAAUCAUCUGCCUGCUGCUAGAACGAGCUCUUCAGAGAGCCCAGUUCGAAGAAGAUCUAACAUUGUGAAAGAGAUGGAGAAAAUGAGAAACAAGAGAGAAGAAAAGAAAGCUCAAAUGAGUGAAAUCAGGCUAAAACGAGCACAGGAGUUUGACAGCACCUGUCCAAACUGGGAGUUUGCACGUAUGAUCAAGGAAUUCAGAGCAACUUUAAACUGCCAGCCAAUAUCUAUAAGUGAUCCAAUAGAAGAGCACAGGAUUUGUGUCUGUGUGAGAAAGCGCCCUCUCAAUAGGCAGGAACUUCUAAAAAAGGAAUGUGAUGUGGUUACUGUUCCAAGCAAGUGUGUCCUGAUGGUGCAUGAGCCAAAGCAGAAAGUGGACCUAACAAAAUACCUUGAAACCCAAACAUUUAGAUUUGACUUUUCAUUUGAUGAAGCUUCUUCAAAUGAAAUGGUAUACAGAUUCACUGCUAGACCUCUUGUAGAGACCAUCUUUGAGGGUGGGAAGGCAACAUGCUUUGCAUAUGGCCAGACAGGCAGUGGCAAGACACAUACGAUGGGCGGAGACUUUUCCGGGAGAACCCAGAAUGCCUCAAAGGGCAUCUAUGCUUUUGCCUCACAAGAUGUCUUCCUCCUCCUAAACCAGCCCAGGUACAGGAAUCAGAAUCUGGAAGUCUAUGUGACUUUCUUUGAAAUAUACAAUGGAAAAGUGUUUGACCUCUUGAAUAAGAAGGCCAAGCUUCGAGUCCUGGAGGAUGGCAAGCAACAGGUCCAGGUUGUUGGUCUCCAAGAAAGACCAGUUAACUGUGCUGAGGAUGUCAUCAAAAUGAUCACAACUGGCAGUGCCUGCAGGACAUCUGGGCAUACUUUUGCAAAUGCCAGCUCUUCACGGUCACAUGCCUGCUUCCAAAUCAUACUGCGCCGAAGAGGACAAAUGAUUGGCAAAUUUUCCUUGGUGGAUCUGGCAGGAAAUGAAAGAGGUGCAGACACAUCUAGUGCUGAUCGGCAGACACGGAUGGAAGGUGCUGAAAUCAAUAAGAGCUUGCUGGCUUUGAAGGAGUGCAUCCGAGCUUUAGGGCAGAACAAGUCUCAUACCCCUUUUCGGGAGAGCAAGCUGACGCAGGUGCUGAGAGACUCUUUCAUAGGAGCAAACUCAAGGACCUGCAUGAUAGCAAUGAUUUCUCCAGGCAUGAGUUCGUGUGAGUACACCUUAAACACACUGAGAUACGCUGACAGAGUGAAAGAGCUCAGCCCUCAUGAUGGAGGUGGUGAAACUCAGAAUCAGAUGGAGACUGAGGAGACUGAGACCAGUACAGAAGGCUCAGGUCUUCAACUCAAUCUCUCCAAGGAUGAGGAGGAAGAACUCUCUCCCCACAUGUUCAGCUAUCGAGAAGUUAUGACUCAAAUUAGUGAACGGGAGGAGAAGGUUGUAGAACAGCUCAGAGAACUGAGACAGAGAAUGGCUACUGAACUUGACUACCUCCUGGGAAUCACAGAGAAACCAGACUAUGAUCUUGAGACCUUUGUGAGCAGGGCUAAGUACUUCAUAGAGGACAGCUCAAGAAAUUUCCUCAGUGUCAGAGAAACACUGGAUGCCCUGGGGACUGCCAUGCAACUGGAGGAGCAAGCCAGCAAGCAGAUACGCUGGCAGAGGCCUUAGUCAUUACAGCAAAGCCUGGUUCACAAGCAAUCUUGCAUGCACUUGUCUUGUCUUGCAUGUUCGUCAGUGGUUUGUAUGACUCCUGUUUUAAAUGUGGUAGGGUGUCUGCAGGUCACAUGCCCGAGGGCAGUGAACACAGCAGUCUUUUUUUUCAUGACCUGUAUCAGGGUACUCAGCAAAGUGCUAAAAUGCAUCCACUGCAAGGCUUGGGUAGGUGGCCUGAGACCCUGCAGUCUCUGCCUGAGAUAUCUGGCAUUUAGCCCUUUGCUAGUGACAAUGGUCUCCCCUAAGAUAACUGAAUACACAUGUAUAGGUUUAUGUAUACACAUAACCUUUUCCAGAUGUGCUUGAAACAUUGCAAAACUGUUGCAAGUUUUGCUUUUCUAGAAAGAAAAUGGACUAUGUGAUUGUAAAAACUAGUAUUUUAAGAAGUUGAAUAAAUAAAUGUUCUUGAAUCUCAUUAUCUUAUCUGUCCUACAAAAAAAAUAUUUCUUGCAGAUUUUGGUAAAGUUUAACAGCUCCUAAAGACUGGCUUGUUGUUGGCAGGGAGGCUGAUUUCUUGGAUUAAGUUUCUUUUCAAAAUGUUUAUACUUGUAAUGUUUACAUAAAAAUCACUCAAAAUA
Molecule: messenger RNA, 5085 nt
Organism: Prinia subflava (tawny-flanked prinia)
Lineage: Eukaryota; Metazoa; Chordata; Aves; Passeriformes; Cisticolidae
Gene: KIF2C
Product: kinesin family member 2C
Exons: 22
Coding region: 2261-4462 (733 amino acids)
Biological process (GO): microtubule-based movement
Molecular function (GO): microtubule motor activity; ATP binding; microtubule binding
Source: RefSeq, a predicted model, not a curated record